This is a messenger RNA of Orbicella faveolata, 2114 nucleotides long. RefSeq lists its product as uncharacterized. NCBI's taxonomy places the organism in Eukaryota, Metazoa, Cnidaria, Anthozoa, Scleractinia, Merulinidae. The record is from RefSeq and is a predicted model, not a curated record.
GGUUAAGUGUUUAUUUCACUCUUCGUUUACCAUGCAAUUUUUUGUUAUGGAAAGAAAUACUAAGUUUUGCUGUUUGAUUUAGGUAGCUAUGGUGAAUUUAGCUUUUGUAAGUGGGCUUUUCAGCUUUAUUGUUUUCCUUGACCAUGAAGCGUUUUCCAGACCGGCAACAGGUAUGUUUUUCUGUAGUGUUUUCAGAGAAAUUUUUAACUUGCCGGUAACUCAAACUACGAUUUAGCGCCGUAUUACUAACUUUUCCUCAUGGCUGAGUGUCGAGAUCAGGUCAACAGCCCUCUGGUGGGAUAGAGUUCAUAGAACUUCACUGCCGUAACAAAAACUAGUACACUGGCUGACGUUUUGCUGAUUGUAAUUCUAUCGAUCGAUUAAGACGUUUGAGUAUCUCUUAACUUUCGGUGAAUUUCAGUCAUCUAUUCUACGAGGUUACAGAUAAUUGUGCUUAUCGUGUGAUGUGUAGCACACCAUCACAAGGUCACCGAGGUUAUUAUGUGAGGUGUACAGCGCGGACGUACAGCUAUGGUGUAUUUAUGUCGAGUAUCCCAUUUGGACGAACACAAACUACAGAAACAUGUGACAAGAGUUAUAAGUGGCGAGAAAUAUAAAGAAAUUCUACAGAUGCAACCAAAAAAGUAUUAAAGCAAUACUUGAAGGAGCGGGCGACCUGAAAAUACAGCUGACAAAAAGCGGAAGUUUUUAGACCAAGGGCCAAAGAUUCGCAUGGACUAAAUUGAUUGUUCUCAAUUAACUUAAGUUACGAUAGUGUAGAUUUUAUAUCUAAUAUGUACAAUAAUUGGCUUUUGUGAUACCAGAUAACAAUCUUAGGUCAUGGCAAUUAUUCUAAUCUUAAAACCAUAAUCAAAUUUUGAACUUAUUCGUUCAUUGUAAUUAAUUAAUCUGUCAGGGAACAAAAAUCUUGGUGCCAAGUAUCCACUGAAACCUUACAUCAGCAGCAGACGACAAGAAGUGGUUGCGGUUCCACCAGUCGCGACCUCAAUCCUGGAGGGACCUUACCUCCCACCAGCGAAUGCUGAAAACGAAUUAUUCAUUGGACCUCAUGGUCUGCCAAGACCUCUACAGCAUGGAUAUCCCAUGUUUCUGGGCCCUCACAUCUUUCAUCCCCUUCCCGGUCUUUUCCAUCCGGGGAUCCAUGGCUAUUACCCACACCAAGGUUUAUACCAUCGUACAAUACCAUGGGGUCUUCGUCAUGGUUAUCAUACUCACUGGCCCCAUAUGCAGGUGUCUGGCCCUGUUUUCCUGUCGGACCCGAACGACGGGAUGUAUCAGGAGCCUGUCACAGGAACCCUUAUCCCACGACCAAUAAUACCUCCACAGUACCCGGCGUUUAUGAACCAUGCUACGGAUGUACAUAAUUAUCAUAACGCGGGGCCGAUGUUUCUAGAUGGACAUGGGACGGGCGUUUAUCCCGUUGAUACUACCAUGGUCGAAGAUCAGAUUUUGGACAACGCAGCAAACUUACACAGUUCUCCAAUGCAGGAUGUCGCAGAAAGGAUGGAAAAGAUAAGGAAAGAAGAAGAACUUGAGAGAAAGAAACUUAUAAAAGCUAUGAAAUCUAAAUCUGCGCCAAAGAAAGUUACAAAGCAGUAGCUACCAAUCAAUUUCAAAGUCACUUUUUCAGGACGGAAUCGUCCAAUCUUCGUUUUUGAUCUAACAACAGCUGCAUUUGUGCUGACUCAGUGCUAAAUUAUUUAGAAUAUCGCUACACCCUUGGAAUGGACACACCCAUUCCUGGUAUUCCCUUAUUUUUCGUCAGUCGCUGGGUGGAUUAAGUAUUUGCAAAAAAAACACAAAACAACGACCAUGGUCAGACCUCUCGAGCUGGAACUGGAAUCUAACGUACCAAUCAUACAAUACCAUCUUUUAAGCUCUUCAAAUUGUUUUACAGAUUUAACAUAUCAUAAAAAAAUCGCUGAAGUAAAAUUUGCAGUGUACAUGUAUAGCAUGAAAGUAAUUACUGGUACGCAUGAAACACUUACGAUCAUCAGAGUUUUGGGGUUAAAUUAUAUAUCGCGUAUACAUGUACCUAUUCUCGUCAAAUGAAGCCAGUUGAUGCAGAAGAUUGUCCAGUCUGUACUCAUGUA